UAAAUCGUCAAAGGCAUGACCUGCCUGAUGAAUAUGUUUUGUUCACUCGGGAUAUCCUCCGUUAUGAACCGACGAUGCGUGAUAGUGGGCAGCGUGUUGGCGGCGGUGGUGCUGUGCGCGCUGGUCGCCGUGCUCGUGCUCCGGCCCUGGGCUAGCGAGGAGCACCGCCGCUACCGGCGCGCCGUCGUCGCCGCUAAUGGCAUAGAGUGCGCUGCUAUCGGACGCGGCAUACUAGAGAAGGGGGGCUCCGCCGUCGAUGCUGCUAUAGCGACGCUGUUCUGCGAGGGCGUAGGAUGCGCCCAGUGCAUGGGCCUCGGGGGCGGCUUCCUGGCCACCGUGUACGAUGCCUCUACACGGCAAGUUCGGGUGCUCAACGCGCGCGAGCGGGCGCCCGCAGCCGCGUACGCAGAAAUGUACCAGAACGCCUCGUCUACCGUUGGAGGGCUGGCGGUGGCGGUGCCGGGCGAGCUGCGUGGCUACGGCGCAUUACACGAGAAGUUCGGGCACCUGGAGUGGCGGGAACUAGUGAAGCCCACGGCGGAGCUCUGCCGGAAGGGCCACCGCGUCAGCGAAUACCAGGGCCGCGUCCUCGACUCGUACAGCAACGUCAUCCACGAGCAGCCUUCAAUGAGAGAGCUGUACGUCAAUCCAGAAACCGGGGAGGUGUACAAAGAAGGAGACUUAAUCAAAGACCCGUUGUUCGCGCAAACCCUGGACCGUAUAGCGGAGGAGGGCCCGGAGGCGAUUCACAACGGAUCCAUGACGGCCUCGCUGGCCCGAGAUAUACAAGGCUUCGGGGGUAUCGUCACAGAGGACGAUCUCAGGAAUUACCACGUAGAAUGGCAGGAUCCAAUAACGGUAGAGUUGUCGCCGGAGCGCACCCUGUACACCGUACCGUUGCCGGGCUCGGGUUCGGUUCUGGCCUACAUCCUCAACAUCCUUAAGAGCUGGGUGGGGACCGGCACCGACGUGGAGGCCUACAGCGGCCUCUACUGGCAUCGCAUCAUACAGACGUUCAAGUACGCGUACGCCAAACGUACGGGUCUGGGAGACCCCACACGAGUUCACUCGCCGAUUAAUAUACGUGAGUUACAAAGCAACCUGACAUCGGAGUCCUGGUCGCUGACGUACCGGAGUCUGAUCGACGACACGCGUACGUACAACGACUGGCGUCACUACGGCGCGCUGUUCGAGGGCGCGGACGACCACGGCACCGCCCAAGUGUCGGUGGUGGCGCCCGACGGCAGCGCCGUGUCUGUCACUAGCACUAUUAAUUACAUUUGGGGUGCGCAAAGACGUUCGCCUUCCUUAGGCUUUAUGUUGAACAACGAGAUGGAUGACUUCGCUGUGCCCGACCAGGUCAACUCGUACGGUAUGCCUCCGUCGCCGUCCAACAUGAUAGAGCCCGGUAUCCAACCGCUGAGCUCCAUGGUUCCGUCCAUCGUGGUCAAUAAAGACGGACAUCCGGACUUAGUAAUCGGAGCAGCUGGAGGCACGAAGAUCACUACGCAGAUUUCAUUGGUGGUAAUGCAGACCCUGUAUGAGAAGGAGGAGUACUCGCCUGUGAUACGGCGGCCGCGUCUGCACCACCAACUCGUGCCGAUGCACAUCGAGCACGAAGCCAAUGUCGAUCCGGAGUUGCUGAAGUCUCUCCAAGCGCGUGGGCACGAGACGACCCAGCUGGGUCCCACGGCUGGGUUCGCUGCCAUCGUGGGCACCUUACGAGGUCCCGACGGCUUCUGGCAGACCCAGACAGACCCGCGCCGCGUCGGCAGCAUCGACGGACUAUGAUCGUAGAUGUAACUUAUUAUAAAUUAUACCAGUGUAAGGGUCAGUUCAAACUUUGACGAGACGGCGCACAAUACUUAGGUAUGCCUUGAAACGCAAACAGGCAGCUAAGAGCGUUUGUCUCAUGUUUAAAAGGCAUAUUUUGUUUCUAAAUCGUCUCGUCUCAAUGUCAAUUGAUCUAAGCUUGUGUUCUUUCAAGAUUUUCUUUGUGGCUGCUAGUUGCAACACAAUGAAAAGUGAAAAAUUAAAAAAAAAUCAAAGAAAGGGUAUUAGCUGUCUGUGGUUAUAACUCACUAUUUAAGAAUAAGAUUUUUGCCAUGUUGUUGGAACAGCCGUGAAUUUGUAUCUCAUACUCAAAUAAUUUAUAAAUGUUAAUUUAAAUUAUUAGUUCGCCAAUAUUUAGUACCUACAGUUGUUAUAGGUAAGUACUAAGUACUGAUUGUUUAUUGUUCAGUCA
Molecule: messenger RNA, 2245 nt
Organism: Aricia agestis (brown argus)
Lineage: Eukaryota; Metazoa; Arthropoda; Insecta; Lepidoptera; Lycaenidae
Product: glutathione hydrolase 1 proenzyme-like
Exons: 11
Coding region: 16-1791 (591 amino acids)
Biological process (GO): glutathione catabolic process
Cellular component (GO): plasma membrane
Molecular function (GO): glutathione gamma-glutamate hydrolase
Source: RefSeq, a predicted model, not a curated record